GUGUAAGGAUACAAGGCAACGAUCUCUUUUCGACGUUCUGUUCUCUGAAGGCCUAGAACGCGUAUACAGCGAAAAGGUUGAGAGAGAAACCCUAGAUUUAUUCCGACUUCAAUGGCUAACGACGCUACUCACCGGAAGCACCGCCGAUCUGCUUCCGAUGAGGAGGAGGAGAAGUCCUCGAAGCGUCAUAAGCAUCGUCAUCAUCGCCGCCACCACCACAGACAUCGUCACGGUAGCAAUAAGAACGAAGAAGAAAGCUAUCGUGACCAGGACGAUAGUGUUCCUCCUGUUGCUAACCGUAGAUCUCGGCUUGAAGAUGAUGUGGAGGAAGGGGAAAUUCUCGAAGAGGAUGAGUCUGGCGUUCGCGAGAAUGAGAGUGCGAUGAAGGAGGCGGAUGUGGAAUAUGGGGAAAUUGAAGCUGAUGGAAAUUCUGAUAGAGCUGAUCGGUCCAUUGUGGAGCAUUAUUCGGUGGAUGGAUCAUCUAAUACCGAGGCAAAUUUAACUGUGAAAAAGGGAGCAGGAAUCUGUCCUCAAGAUCAGAAGAUGUCGAAAGAGAAGAAUAAGUUAAUUAAUUUAGUGGACAAAGAUGGUUAUUAUCUAAAAAAGGACUUAGAUGAGGAAAGCACGACUUUCUACCAAACUAACAGUGGCCAUAAACAUGGCAAUGAUGUUAGCUUUUCCAGAAGUGAAGUGACUGGAACUAAAUACGGCGAUUUUGAACCCUGUCUAGAGGGUCGUAACAAAAGUGAAUUUGAUCAAGGAUUUCUUGAGUUAGAUGAGAGUCGGCACAAACAAAUGUCAUCUUUUUCCAAAGGUGGCAGUAUGAAAAUAAGCGACAUUGACAAUAAAAAAGUGGUAACAGACAGAAGCACCUUGGGGAAUUCAAAAAGGCCACAGUUGGAAAGGGCUGAAGAUAAGUCCCAGGAUUUUACGCCAUCAACAUCUCAUGAUCGAUUCAUUGAUGCAUCAGAUUGUAGGAGUAGAUCAAGGUCAAAUUCUCACUUCAGGGGGCAAUCUCAGUCUCGUGAAACAGCAGAAGAGGAGGUGGAAUCCAAGAGGAGUCCUCAUCGUGGUUUAGAUCGUUUGGGAUUUGAUGAGUAUGCUAGGGGGGAGGGAAGGCAUCGAAGCAGGGAUACAAAGGACAGAGGGAGAAGUAAGAUAGAGGUGGACAGGGACUGGUCAAAGGAAAAAGAACGGGGAAAAAGCAAAGAUAAAAAUAUUGAGAGAGAUAAGCACAAGUUUGAUGAAAGAGAAAGAGGAAGGAGUAGGGAUGGAAGGAAGGAGGUAGAACGAAAUAGGAGUAGGGAAAGAGAAUUGGAUAGAGAUAGGAGGAGGGAAAAGGAUGUGGAAAGAGACAGGAGAGUGAAGGGAAGGGAUCGGAGUAGGGAAAGGGAGGCAGAAAGAGAUAGAAGAGUGGAUAAGGAAAGAGAUUGGAGUAGGGAAAGAGAGGUAGAGAGGGAUAGAAGAGCAGAGAAGGAAAGAUGUAGGAGCACAGAUAGAGAGGGUAAUAGGGAUAGAAGAAGAGAAAGGGAAAAAGAUAGGAGCAAGGACAAAGAAGUGGACUGGGAUGGGAGAAGGGAUAGGGACAGAGCUCGGAAUGAUGAUAAGGAGGCUGAAUAUAGUGAUCGAAACAGAGACAAGGAAAGGGUGAGGGAGAUGUCAAAGGACCGGUUUAGGGACAAAGAAUCAGAUAGAGAGAGACGAGAUGAUAGAAAUAAAAAUAAAGCCAGUGAUAUUUUAAGUAGUAAGGAUAAGUAUGGGAACCUUGAACAUGGCUAUACUAAAGUUUCUAGUAAGCAGUCUAGACGUUAUGAGAAUGAAUCUGGUCAGAAUGGAGGAAGAAAUGCUUAUGAAAAGCAUGGUAGUUUUAAGAAAAAUGCUCUUGAAGGAGGCGAAGACAAUCUAAUGAGUGAUGACGUUGAAGAGGAAGAGGAUGAGGACAUGUCAUUUCAAUUUGCUGAUCAAGAAGAGGAGUACCUUAACAGAAUCAAGGAGGAGAGUAGAAGGAGGAGUCGAGCAAUCUUAGAAAAAUACAAGUGUCAGCAGUUAGAGAAACAAGUAAAGCCUUCUUCGAAGGAAUCUGAGAAAGAUAAGGAUUCCACAGACGAUUCUUCUCAAUCAGAAGCUGGUGCUCAUGCUAUUCCAGACUUGGUUGAUGGUGUGGUGGAUGAUAGUGUUGCUGAUUCAUCGUUUGUUGUGGAAAAAUCACCACAACAAAAUGGAAUAGCUGCGUCUGAUAAAACUGCUGGUACCAAAGGACUUGGAGAGGGUACUCCAAAGGCUGAGGGGUCAGAUGGAAUAUUCUGUGACGAUAUUUUUGGAGAAACACCUGCUGCAGUUCGUAAAAUGGGCAAAGGAGAUGGUUUGCGUAUAGAGAGGAGUGGUCUUCAUGACAAUUGGGACGAUGCAGAUGGAUAUUAUAACUAUCGAUUUGGUGAAGUCCUUGAUGGUCGGUAUGAAAUUGCUGCUGCUCACGGCAAAGGUGUCUUUUCAACUGUAGUCCGUGCCAAGGAUCUCAAAGGUGGUCAUGAUGAACCAGAAGUGGCAAUCAAAAUUUUGCGUAGUAAUGAAACAAUGUACAAGGCUGGUUUGGAGGAGUUGGUCAUAUUGAAAAAGCUAGUCUUGAAGAAAUUUGGGCGCAAUAUUGGCCUUAAGCUAACUGCUGUGAGGGCAUACGCUAAGCAGCUUUUUAUUGCCCUGAAGCAUUUGAGAAAUUGUGGUGUUCUACAUUGCGACAUAAAGCCGGAUAAUAUGCUGGUCAAUGAGGGCAAAAAUGUGCUGAAGCUUUGUGAUUUUGGCAAUGCCAUGUUUGCUGGUAAAAAUGAAAUUACCCCAUACCUUGUUAGCCGGUUUUAUCGUGCCCCUGAAAUAAUUUUAGGGCUGCCUUAUGACCAUCCAAUGGAUAUCUGGUCUGUGGGUUGCUGUUUGUACGAGCUGUCUACAGGAAAAGUCCUUUUUCCAGGUCCUUCUAACAAUGACAUGCUGCGCCUGCACAUGGAAUUAAAGGGCCCUUUUCCAAAGAAGAUGCUUCGCAAGGGAGCAUUUACUGACCAACAUUUUGACCAGGACCUGAACUUCCAUGCUUCUGAGGAGGAUCCUGUUACUAAAAAGACCAUAAAGCGAAUAAUAGUCAAUAUAAAGCCUAAAGAUAUUGGAUCAAUUAUUAGGGGAUCUCCUGGUGAAGAUCCAAAGAUGUUAGCCAAUUUUAAGGAUCUUCUUGACAAAAUUUUUGUAUUGGAUCCAGAAAAAAGGAUGACAGUAUCACAAGCAUUGAACCAUCCGUUCAUCACUGUCUUAUUUGUGAUGACCUAAGCUUCUGGCACAAUUAUGGGAUGAUUGAAUUCAGAAGGGGUCAUAUUGGUCAGGAGUGGCGGGUUCUUUCAGUGGAAUGUACUGUUUCUAUUGAUGCCUGCUUCUGCUCUGAGAGAACCUUCCAGUGCUUGAGUGAUUUAGAGGCACUCAGAAGAAGGCACUAGCAUUGGAGAGCUGUGGUACCAUGUGAAGUAGUGUUGCAGGCAAACUUCCCAUCAUCCCCAUUCUCUUGUAAGUAUUUCCAAUUCCAUACAACUCUAUUGGCACAGUUUUCUUCUUUGUAUUAUUUCUUAGAAAGAACACAGAGAUUCAAGUUUAUGAAAGUAUCAAGGAUAAACUCUUGGAUAUCUUAAAUACUUGUCGUGUGCACAAUAGUUUGAUGAUAAAAAUGAAUGCAUCAAACUAGCAGAGCUCCUGAUCUGAAAAACAAAGCAUGAAUUUUAGAAAUAUAAAUAUAUGCAAUCUUAUUUCAGUCUGAGAUCCCUAUGGAAGUUUAAUAUCACGACUUUUGUAUCGAUAUUUUUGUAGGUCUUGGACAUAUCUAAGAGUGCCUUACUUUUAUCGUUGAGGUGUUGCAAUGAUUUAAUUUUCAAUUAUAUUUCUUCCGUGGAUUUAUCAUAAACUAAGGUUAGGGAUGAAGAGCAUCAACCCAAAUGUUGCGGAGUACUGGUGAUACAAAUGUUGUGAUAAGGAUACAUUCUUUAGUAUUUUAUAAAAAAUUCUAUGCAAAUGCUUAUCAUAAGUUGAUUUCUCUGCCA
Cucurbita maxima (winter squash) is the source of this 4070-nucleotide messenger RNA. Its product is annotated as serine/threonine-protein kinase prpf4B-like. Lineage: Eukaryota; Viridiplantae; Streptophyta; Magnoliopsida; Cucurbitales; Cucurbitaceae. Gene Ontology annotation, biological process: mRNA cis splicing, via spliceosome; peptidyl-threonine phosphorylation; peptidyl-serine phosphorylation. The transcript has 17 exons. The coding region runs from base 112 to 3312 and encodes 1066 amino acids. The record is from RefSeq and is a predicted model, not a curated record. Gene Ontology annotation, molecular function: protein serine/threonine kinase activity; ATP binding.